AGACUGUGUGAGUUGCAUCGCAGACUGUAUACGGCAGCCACACGGAAGAAACAGUCUUUUUUCCUGUCGGCGCCGGGACGGGCUGACCUCUGAGGCCGUGUUCACAGCAAUAACCCACUCACACGCGAAGACCCACGACCCGCAGUCAAAAUGGUGAACUUCACUGUGGAUCAGAUCCGUGCCAUCAUGGACAAGAAGUCCAACAUCAGGAACAUGUCUGUGAUUGCCCAUGUUGAUCACGGAAAGUCAACUCUGACUGACUCCCUGGUGUCCAAGGCGGGAAUCAUUGCUUCUGCUCGGGCUGGAGAGACCCGCUUCACAGACACACGCAAAGAUGAACAAGAGCGCUGUAUUACCAUCAAAUCAACGGCAAUCUCCUUGUUCUAUGAGCUCAGCGACAAUGACUUGGCAUUUAUCAAACAGUGUAAAGAUGGCAGUGGCUUCCUGAUCAACCUGAUUGACUCUCCGGGUCAUGUUGAUUUCUCUUCUGAGGUUACUGCUGCCCUCAGGGUAACUGAUGGAGCCCUGGUGGUGGUGGACUGUGUCUCAGGUGUGUGUGUCCAGACUGAGACUGUACUGCGGCAGGCUAUUGCUGAGCGCAUCAAGCCUGUUCUGAUGAUGAACAAGAUGGACCGGGCUUUGCUUGAGCUUCAGCUGGAGCCCGAGGAGCUCUACCACACCUUUCAGCGUAUAGUUGAAAACGUCAACGUUAUUAUUUCCACCUAUGGAGAGGAAGACGGAGGACCAAUGGGUAACAUAAUGAUUGAUCCUGUGAUUGGUACAGUUGGGUUUGGUUCUGGCCUUCAUGGAUGGGCUUUUACAUUGAAGCAGUUUGCUGAGAUGUAUGUUGCGAAGUUUGCUGCAAAAGGGUAUGCUCAGUUGGGACCAGCAGAGCGGUGUAAGAAAGUGGAGGACAUGAUGAAGAAACUAUGGGGUGACAAAUAUUUUGAUCCAGCUGCUGGCAAGUUCAGUAAGAGUGCAACUGGCCCGAACGGUGAAAAAUUUCCUCGCACCUUUAGCCAGCUUGUUUUGGAUCCAAUUUUUAAGGUGUUUGAUGCGAUAAUGAAUUUCAAGAAGGAAGAAGUAGCCAAGCUAAUUGAGAAGCUGGGCAUCAAACUGGACACAGAAGAUAAGGACAAGGAGGGGAAACCCCUUCUGAAGGCUGUGAUGCGUCGCUGGCUGCCUGCUGGGGAGGCCCUUCUCCAAAUGAUCACCAUCCAUCUGCCUUCCCCUGUCACAGCACAGAGGUAUCGUUGUGAGCUGCUCUACGAAGGCCCUGGAGAUGAUGAGGCUGCCAUGGGCAUAAAGAACUGUGAUCCCAAGGCUCCUCUCAUGAUGUAUAUUUCCAAAAUGGUCCCAACCAGUGACAAAGGUCGCUUCUAUGCCUUUGGCCGCGUCUUCUCCGGUUGCGUGUCCACAGGCCAGAAGGUGCGCAUUAUGGGACCCAACUUCAGUCCUGGCAAAAAAGAGGACCUCUACCUCAAACCCAUCCAGAGGACAAUUCUGAUGAUGGGUCGGUAUGUAGAGCCUAUCGAGGAUGUCCCAUGUGGAAACAUUGUGGGUCUUGUUGGAGUAGACCAGUUCCUGGUUAAGACAGGGACCAUAACCACGUUUGAGCAAGCCCACAACAUGAGGGUGAUGAAGUUCAGCGUGAGUCCUGUAGUCAGAGUUGCUGUGGAGGCCAAGAAUCCAGCUGAUCUUCCCAAGCUGGUAGAGGGCUUAAAGCGCUUGGCUAAAUCUGAUCCCAUGGUGCAGUGUAUCAUUGAGGAGUCUGGAGAGCAUAUCAUAGCUGGAGCAGGAGAGUUGCAUCUGGAGAUCUGCCUUAAGGAUCUGGAGGAGGAUCAUGCCUGCAUUCCCCUCAAGAAAUCCGACCCAGUGGUGUCUUACAGAGAGACGGUCAGUGAAGAAUCAGACCAGAUGUGUCUUUCCAAGUCUCCCAACAAGCACAAUCGCCUCUAUAUGAAGGCCCGACCCUUCCCAGAUGGCCUGGCUGAGGCUAUCGACAAAGGGGAUGUCACCUCUCGGCAGGAGCUUAAGACUCGUGCACGUUACCUGGCUGAAAAGUUUGAGUGGGAAGUAACAGAAGCAAGGAAGAUCUGGUGCUUUGGUCCAGAUGGAACUGGGCCAAACCUGCUGAUAGACAUAACAAAAGGGGUACAGUAUCUCAAUGAGAUCAAGGACAGCGUGGUGGCUGGUUUCCAGUGGGCAUCUAAAGAGGGUGUUCUGUGUGAGGAGAACAUGCGCGCUGUUCGCUUUGACAUACAUGACGUGACACUUCAUGCAGAUGCGAUCCACCGUGGCGGAGGUCAGAUUAUCCCCACAGCUCGUCGAGUGUUGUACGCCUGCCAGCUCACGGCACAGCCCCGCCUGAUGGAACCUGUCUACCUGGUGGAGAUACAGUGCCCAGAGCAGGUGGUCGGUGGGAUCUAUGGCGUGUUAAACAGGAAGCGAGGCCACGUGUUUGAGGAGUGUCAGGUGGUGGGCACGCCAAUGUUUGUGGUGAAAGCAUACAUGCCAGUCAAUGAAUCCUUUGGGUUUACAGCUGACCUGCGCAGUAACACAGGAGGCCAGGCUUUUCCUCAGUGUGUGUUUGAUCACUGGCAGAUUCUCCAAGGAGAUCCCUUUGAUGCCACUUCCAAACCCUCCCAGAUCGUGGCUGAAACCAGAAAACGUAAAGGUCUGAAAGAAGGCAUCCCCGCCCUUGACAACUACUUGGACAAACUUUGAAUAGUUUGUGGAAUUAAAACCAAAUUAAUCUCCAAACCCUACCCCAUGGACACUUAAAAAAAAAAAAAAAAAGAUCUGUGCACAGGCUUAAAACUAUAUUGCUCAAAUUUUGACUUAAGUCAGGAACUUAAAUGAUGGUGCAGUUUUUGUUAGAAGAUGGUGUAAGCAAGUAUGCUUAUUGUCCUCAUUUCACAGUUACAGUACACCAAGUGCCUUGGGCGAGGGUUUUGGGUAAAAAUUUGGCAUGAAACAGUUGUAUUACCAAUUCUGUUUUUCUUUUCUCAACAUCACCUUCUGCCCAACACAUGCCAUGAUGGGCCUGUAUAGUGCACUGUGAUACUGCUGCAAUAAUACAUAAAGGAAAUUGGUUAUGACCAGUAAAAACCACAGAAUUAAGUGUUACACAGCUCGUACUUCCUGAAUUGGACUUUUGUUCAGUGGAUGCUAUGAAUAAAUACAUUUAAUCCA
Molecule: messenger RNA, 3195 nt
Organism: Thalassophryne amazonica
Lineage: Eukaryota; Metazoa; Chordata; Actinopteri; Batrachoidiformes; Batrachoididae
Gene: eef2b
Product: eukaryotic translation elongation factor 2b
Exons: 14
Coding region: 151-2727 (858 amino acids)
Biological process (GO): translational elongation
Cellular component (GO): cytosol; ribonucleoprotein complex
Molecular function (GO): translation elongation factor activity; GTP binding; ribosome binding
Source: RefSeq, a predicted model, not a curated record